CAUCAUGAUAUCAUACAACACAGACCAAAUUUGAAUUACAUCCACUUUUUUUCUAACUACAAUAACCAUGUUUGAGUAUAUUACAUUAUUUGUAGCCAUUUUUUUCAUGAUAUUCUACAAUAUUUGGAAACGCGACAAAAAUAAUGUAAUUAUAACAAAUUGGCCAAUAAUUGGCAUGCUACCAUCAGUAUUGCAUAAUCAAUCCAAUAUUCAUGAUUAUGCAACCUUUAUUUUGAAACAUUAUGGUGGCACUUUUGUGUUCAAAGGACCUUGGUUCACAAACAUUGCCAACUUUAUCCUCACUAGUGAUCCCAUGAAUGUGCACCACAUCACUAGCAAGAAUUUCACCAACUAUGGGAAAGGGUCUGAUUUCCAUGAGAUUUUUGAAGUUUUUGGUCUUGGUAUUUUCAAUUUGGAUACCAAUGAGUGGAAACAAGAGAGGACACUACUUCAAUCAUUGCUCAAAAGGAAUAGUUUCAAGAUAUUCCUUGAACAAAACAUUCAAAAGAAGCUAGAGAAUUGCCUAUUACCAUUUCUUGAUUAUGCAUCCAAAGGUGAACAAAUACUUGAUCUACAAGAUAUUCUUGAGAGGUUCACUUUCGAUAUUGCAUUCACUUCUUUAUUUGGAUUUGAUUCUAAUAUCCUUCCUAACAAUCUCAAUGAGCUCGAAGAUAUUGCUUAUGUAAAAGCUAUUUCUGUGCUUGAGGAUAUGAUAUUGUUGAGGCAUCUCAUUCCAAAUUGUAUUUGGAAGUUACAAAAAUGGCUAAAAAUUGGUCAAGAGAAGAAAGGAAUGGUAGCUCAAGAAAAGCUUUAUGAAUUCUUGAACAACCGUAUAGCUUAUUAUAAAGGCGAUGAAGAGAAAAGAAGAUUGAGAAGCAGUGAAGAUGUGGAUGAAUCAAAUUCUUGCUUGCUAAAAGAACUAAUGAAUGAAGGAAUAUUGGAAAAAGGGGAAAUGGUUGAGACAUACAUUAGAGACACUGCAAUCAAUCUUUUGCUCGCAGGAAACGGAUCAGUUAGUUCAAGUCUCAAUUGGUUCUUUUGGCUUGUUUUGACUCAUCCUAUUGAAGAAGCUAAAAUUAUUCAAGAGAUCAAAGAUAAUUGUUUAACACAAGAGGAGAAAUUGAUCGCAAAUUUAAGUGUAGAAGAGCUUGAUAAGCUAGUUUACCUUCAUGGAGCUAUUUGUGAAGCCUUAAGGCUUUAUCCUCCUAUAGCAUUUGAACACAAGUGUGCAAUUAAAUAUGAUAUACUACCUAGCGGAAAUCAUGUUAGUCCAAAUACAAAGUUAAUAUAUUCUUUGUAUGCAAUGGGAAGGAUGGAACAAAUAUGGGGUGACGAUUGUUUGGAAUUUAAGCCAGAAAGAUGGAUAUCAGACAGAGAACAAAUUAAGCAUGUACCAUCUUACAAGUUCAUAGCAUUUAAUGCAGGUCCUAGAAAGUGUAUAGGGAAAGAUAUGAGCUUUGUUCAAAUGAAAAUGGUUGCAGUUGCAUUGUUAUUGAAGUUCAAGAUACAAGUGGUGGAAGGUCACUCUAUAACUCCAAGGGAUUCUAUUGUUAUUCGUAUGAAACAUGGAUUUAAGGUCAAAGUCAGUAAAAGAUGCGUUUGAUUAAAGAAUUAAUGUCUCUGUUUGUUCUAGUUAAAUAACGUUCUGGUCAGAUUAUACUAUUUUUCUAGUUGUGUUUGUUAUUAUCAAAUGGAUGUAUAUCCCUGAAUGCAUGUUAGGAAUUGUGACUUUGUGAGAUGUGAAAUAAAUACGCAAUUGUGACUUCGUAA
This is a messenger RNA of Trifolium pratense (red clover), 1770 nucleotides long. RefSeq names its product alkane hydroxylase MAH1-like. Bases 68 to 1603 code for a protein of 511 amino acids. The record is from RefSeq and is a predicted model, not a curated record. Lineage: Eukaryota; Viridiplantae; Streptophyta; Magnoliopsida; Fabales; Fabaceae. Gene Ontology annotation, molecular function: heme binding; oxidoreductase activity, acting on paired donors, with incorporation or reduction of molecular oxygen; iron ion binding. The transcript has a single exon.